AGCAUCCAAGAGUCUAAAACCAAAGCAGGGCCUCAUCAGUACUGACUACUGAAACUGCAAACUCUACUGAAAUGGCUUCCAGAGCUCUCUGCUUCUUUGCUUUGCUAUCUCUCUCAGCUGUGCUUUGCUUUGCUGAGAGCAAUGAGGAAGACCCAGGUCUUGUUAUGAACUUCUACAGUGACUCAUGUCCUCAGGCUGAAGAUAUCGUCAGAGAGCAGGUCAAGCUCCUCUACAAGCGCCACAAGAACACUGCUUUCUCUUGGCUCAGAAACAUCUUCCAUGACUGUGCUGUCCAGUCAUGUGAUGCUUCACUACUUUUGGAUUCAACAAGGAGGUCUUUGUCUGAGAAAGAAAUGGACAGAAGCUUUGGGAUGAGAAAUUUCAGGUACAUUGAAGAGAUCAAAGAAGCAAUAGAGAGGGAGUGCCCUGGAGUUGUUUCUUGCUCAGAUAUUCUUGUCUUGUCAGCCAGAGAAGGAGUUGUUAGGCUAGGAGGCCCAUUUAUUCCUCUUAAAACUGGAAGGAGAGAUGGUAGAAGGAGCAGAGCAGAGAUCCUUGAGGAGUAUCUUCCUGACCACAAUGAGAGCAUGUCAACUGUUCUUGAGAAGUUCUCUGCCAUGGGCAUUGACACCCCUGGAGUUGUUGCCCUUCUAGGAGCUCACAGUGUUGGAAGAACACACUGUGUGAAGUUGGUGCACCGUUUGUACCCAGAAGUUGACCCAGCUCUGAACCCAGACCACGUCCCCCACAUGCUCAAGAAGUGCCCUGAUUCUAUCCCCGACCCCAAGGCAGUCCAGUACGUGAGAAAUGACCGUGGUACCCCCAUGAUCUUCGACAACAACUACUACAGGAACAUCUUGGACAACAAGGGUUUGAUGAUGGUGGAUCACCAGCUUGCCACAGACAAGAGGACCAAGCCCUAUGUCAAGAAAAUGGCCAAAAGCCAAGACUACUUCUUCAAGGAGUUCACAAGAGCCUUCACCAUUCUCUCCGAGAACAACCCUCUCACCGGAGACAAGGGCGAGAUCAGGCAACAGUGCAAUGUGGCCAACAAGCUCCACUAGAGCGACCUAGCUAGCUCUGUUUAGAAGUGCUUUUCUUCUUUGGUUAUACAAAGGAGAAAGAGUAGCUAGCUCGUGUGAGUGCGUGACGCAGCUGCUUGCAUAAUAAGUUUUUUCCUUUUCUAGAAGUCGUUCGUUUCUAUGGCAGCUAUCAUCAGUGCACUGUCCCAUGAUGUAUGGUUUUUCUCCUUCUGUUUUUGUUGUUGUUCUUGUAAUGAUGUUGGGAUGAAUGUAUGUAUGUAUGGGUGGUUUCAACAUGUAUUAUGCAUGGACUUCAAUGAUGAUGGUGAUUGAUACUUCAUGCUUAUAUAAGAGCAACUCUUAACAACUUUUUUGUGAA
Molecule: messenger RNA, 1398 nt
Organism: Rosa chinensis
Lineage: Eukaryota; Viridiplantae; Streptophyta; Magnoliopsida; Rosales; Rosaceae
Product: peroxidase 42
Exons: 4
Coding region: 72-1061 (329 amino acids)
Biological process (GO): hydrogen peroxide catabolic process; response to oxidative stress
Molecular function (GO): peroxidase activity; heme binding
Source: RefSeq, a predicted model, not a curated record